AAGAAUAGAUUGCACUCACCCAUGAGAUAAUGAUACACUGACAUCCGAUGAAUUCUGGAAAGACGAUGCCAUCCGGAGUUGAUGGAGACUUCCAUUUCUUAACCUAAUUUGGUGUUUUAGGGGAGAAUAAUGGAAUUUUCGGGAGGGAAUUAACCUGAAUGUUGUUAUUGAUGCCAUGAUGCCGGCAUGAGCACAAAAAAAUGCGACUCCAACGGAAUCUGAGUUACCAACGACAUUCUAACCUUCAAUUCCAUUCAAAAAAGCUCUGAAGUCUAGGGGUUUGUUAUUUUUUUGGGAUAAUUGGGAGUGAAAAUGUCUGGGGCGAAGAAAAUCAGUCAGCAUGACCUCAGGAAGGCCAUGAUGGACCACAAGAAGAAAGCGGGAGCUGUGAGGAAGAUUGAGUCACCACUGGCAAAGUACACAGAAACUGGCCAGCUAAUGUGCCUAAUCUGCAAAUCCAUAAUUCGAAGCGAGACAGUCUGGCCAGUCCACCUGAACUCAAAAUCCCACAGAGAGAACGUUUCAUCCGCAAAAAAAAUUCUAGAAACGAAGGAAGUUCCCUCGAACCCUCCGAAAGGUGACAGAACGUUCAAAAGACCCAGUUCCCCGGACAGAGAGUCGGACCCCCCGAAGAAGGUCAAAGGGAUCCUCAAGAGUUUCGAGACGUCCUCAGCCCUGCCCCCGGACUUCUUCGACAAUCCGAAUGGAGUGACUAAAGCCACAGUCGUGUCAGUCACGAAACAGACUGAGGAGUUGGUGAUAAAAGCUUCGAGGAGCGUUGGAAGUGCCAGAGGAUCUGAUGAGCCUAAGGAAGUUAAAGAGCCUGAAACCAGUAAUUCUGCUGCUCUGCCAGAGGGAUUCUUCGAUGAUCCAAUUUUAGAUGCUAAGGUCAGAAAUGUGGAGUACAAAGACCCCAUUGAGGAGGAAUGGGACAAGUUCCAGAAGGAAAUGAGGGAAGAAGCUGCCCAAUCUGCUCAGAUUAUCGCUGAGGAUCAGGAGGAAGCUACUACUGAGAGGCAACUGGAUGAAAUUGAGGAGCAGAUUCGUAACUGGUCCAGAGUGAUGGAUUUAGUUAGACGAAAAGAACAAGUCCAAGCAGCUGAAAAGAAGAAGGAAUCGGUGGAUGAGGACAUGUCGAGUGGUGACGAGAGUGAUUACGACGAAUUCUUAGAUUGGCGAGCAAAAACAUCGUACAAAUAGUCAAUGAAUAAACUCUCAUUCACCCCUCCAGUGUAAGAUAAUUUUAUUAAAAUGAAUCCAAAUAGCAAGACAUUACAGAUACGUCAAAUGUAAUAAAGGUAUACCAUCUUAAUGAG
Messenger RNA from Diachasma alloeum, 1316 nucleotides. RefSeq names its product zinc finger protein 830. Gene Ontology annotation, biological process: nuclear DNA replication; mitotic DNA damage checkpoint signaling; mitotic DNA replication checkpoint signaling. The record is from RefSeq and is a predicted model, not a curated record. Gene Ontology annotation, cellular component: spliceosomal complex; nucleus. The transcript has 4 exons. Lineage: Eukaryota; Metazoa; Arthropoda; Insecta; Hymenoptera; Braconidae. Bases 313 to 1200 code for a protein of 295 amino acids. Gene Ontology annotation, molecular function: nucleic acid binding; zinc ion binding.